AUGCCAAAAAAUAAGUUUGGAAGAGAGGUAGAUCAAAAAUCAAUCACACUUUUUGCUGAAAGCGACAAAAAGAGAGCUAAGAAACGCGCCAAAAUUAGUAUUCGAGUUGAAGCUGAAAAAUGUCAAAGUAUUGUGAUGCAUAACAGAAAAAUACAAUUUCCAGGAAAUCUUACUCCUUAUGGUUCUCAAAUGAUGAUUAUUCACAAAAAUAUUUACUCAUUCGAUAGAGGUUUAAAUGUUUUACUUGAAAGUCCUACAGGAUCUGGAAAAACAAUUGCAUUACUUAGUUCAGCAUUAGCGUGGUUACAUGAUUAUGAUACUAAAAGAGAAUUAUCUAUGAAAAGUUGUCCAAAACAUAGUAAAAAAAAGAAAGAACAAGAUAAAGUAGAAAAAGUUUUUCAAAAUAUAAUUAAUAAAGAUAAAGAGGAUGUUAAAAGGAGGAGAACUUUAAAUUUAUGCGAAAAUAUUGAUUUUGAUGAAAUUUUUGGAAUGAAACAAGAAGUAGGGGAAAAUAAUGUUUCUGAGAUAUUUAAUAAAAGUUGUUUAGAUGUAAUUCCACAUGCAAAUAAUUCGGAAAAAAAAGACAACUCAAGUAUUAUAACACCAUAUUCUACAACUAAAGACACUUCAUUAGUAGAAAGUUUUGCAAAAUUAACUAAAGUCAAAUCAGACGUUUCAAAUAACGGUAAUGAAAUGUAUAAGAUCAAAUCUAUAAAGUCUGAAAGCAUUAGUCGAGAAUCUAGUACAAAAAGUGAAUGUACAUCAGAUUCUUUGAAAGAUGAAUUAGAAUGUACUUGUCUUAAAAAAGUGGUUAUUUAUUAUGCUACUCGUACACAUAGGCAAAUUGCUCAAGUUGUUAAAGAGUUUAAAAGACUUCCAUAUGGUCACGACAAAUCUGUCCGACAUACAAUUCUUUCUUCUCGCGAAAAUUGUUGUGUUAAUAAUGAAGUUAAGUAUAGUUCUGAAAAUAUUACGACUACUUGUAUAAAUAUUAAUUCGACGGCAAAAAAAGAAUCUUUUAAAACUAAUGGAUGCUCUUUUAAAGAGAAUAUUGUUAAAAUAUUUAAAGGAAAAUGUGGAAAUUUAAGAAACGAUUUAAUUGAAAAUGACACUCCUGUGUGGGAUUUAGAAGAAAUAGUUGAUUAUGGAGAAGCACGGGGUUUUUGUCCAUAUUUUGCUACAUUUUCCUGUUUAAGAAAUGAUGCAAAUUUAGUUUUUUGUCCCUUUCCUUAUCUUAUUGAUCCUGCCAUUCGAAAAUGCUCACAAAUUUUUUUAUCAAAUGAUAUUGUUAUUUUGGAUGAAGCUCAUAAUAUUGAAGAUUUUUGUCGAGAUUCAAGUUCUUUUGAAUUUUCUGAAAAAGAAUUAAUUCAUUCAUUAAAUGAUUUAUAUAAUAAACAUCAGCAAAUUUUAUCAUUUUCUAAUGUAACUUGUUUUAAUAUACAAGAUAGUUCCGAUGCUCUUGCUAAAUUAAAUGUUUAUAAAUCUAAUUUAAAAGUUUUGUAUGAAUUUCUAAAAAUGGUUCUUCAAUGGUUUAGAAGUUUUGCCAAUGAAGUACUAAAUGUACCCACUAAGGACAAAGUACGAUCGAAAGUUUUUACAACGCAUUUCAUAUAUCAAACAACGGAGUUAUUUAGAUUGGAUGGUUAUCUAAAAUCUUCAGAAAUUUUAAAAGAAUUAGAGAAAGUAUUUAAUGGUUUGUCUAAUGACAAAGAUGAAUUUAUUGAUGAUAAAGAAACAAAAGAAGGUUUGAAAUUGAUAACAGAAGAUUUAGAAGUAUUUAAGCCAUGCAGAUUAACUUUGAAUUGCAUUGGAAAAUUUAUUAAUUUUUGCUAUUUUUUUAACUUUAAUCCGUCCGCAUAUAGAUUAAAUUAUUCAAUUACUGAGACAUCUAGUGAUUUUAAUAUAUUUAGUUUUGACUAUCAACAAAAUUCAAUGAUUCAUGAUUCUGAUGUUCUUUAUUCAAAUGAACAUCAAUAUAUGAACAAUGUUGGUUUAAGUCAACACCCUGUAAUGGGGCAUUUUAUUGCUGGAGAACCUUAUACUGUUAUAAAAGAAAAUUGCGUUGUUAAAAUGAAUUUAUGGUGUAUGGAUCCAAGUAUAUGUUUUAAAGAUGCUUUUAAAGACACCCUUUCUGUAGUUCUUGCAAGCGGCACACUUUCUCCAAUUAAAACGUUUGCUUCAGAAUUGGGUACACAAUUUACGCAAAUUGGUCAAGGAAGACAAAUUAUACCAAAAGAACAAAUUUUUACUUGUAUAAUUCCAAAAGGACCUCAUGGAAUUGAACUAACUUGUUCCAGCAGUUGUUUAAAAAAAUCAGAUCAAGGUGGAGGUGUAACAGUUAUUGAAGAACUUGCCUAUCUUAUUUUUGAUAUUUGUCAAACUGUAGAAAAAGGAAUAUUGGUUUUUGUACCAAACUACAAUUUAAUUGAUCUUAUUUGUAAUGCAAUGAUGAAUUUAGGGUUAAUGAAGGAUCUCAAAAAAGUAAAAACUGUUUUGAAAGAACCAAAAAGAGGAGGAGAACUUGAUCGGGUAAUAAAUGAAUAUAAGCAUGCAAUAAAAAAUCACCACAAAAUAUCAUCUACAUGUACAGGUGCUGUUAUGUUUGCUGUUUUUCGGGGAAAAAUUUCUGAAGGAAUUGACUUUCCAGAUGAUUUGGCUCGUUGUGUAAUUUCUAUUGGUAUUCCAUAUCCCUCUCUUGGACAACCACAAAUAAGUGAAAAAAUAAAAUAUAAUGAAACAUUUUACAAAAAUGAAAAUCUUUUAAAUGGUUCAGAAUGGUACAAAUCACAGGCUUAUCGUGCUUUAAAUCAAGCACUUGGCCGAUGUCUUCGCCAUCGUAAUGACUGGGGUAUAAUUUUAUUAGUUGAUUAUAGAUUUAUUGAACAAGUUUAUAAAAAUGAUGAUUCAAUGAUUUCAAAUUGGGUUAAAGAAAAUCUACGAAAAAUUGAUAAUUUUCCUUCACUAAUAAAUCAAAUAAAAAUGUUUACAAAAGAGAGGUGUAGAAGUUAA
Messenger RNA from Strongyloides ratti, 3009 nucleotides. Its product is annotated as Fanconi anemia group J protein. Gene Ontology annotation, cellular component: nucleus. Bases 1 to 3009 code for a protein of 1002 amino acids. Gene Ontology annotation, molecular function: DNA binding; calcium ion binding; DNA helicase activity. The transcript is spliced from 2 exons. Lineage: Eukaryota; Metazoa; Nematoda; Chromadorea; Rhabditida; Strongyloididae. Gene Ontology annotation, biological process: double-strand break repair involved in meiotic recombination; nucleotide-excision repair. The record is from RefSeq and is a predicted model, not a curated record.